UGGCGUCGAGUUUGUUCUAAAAAUCAAUUUUAAGCCUCUCUAAAAUAUUGUGCACGAAAUAUUCCGUAAGAAAAUUCGGUGACUAAUAAUAUUUUGGCGUUUGUGUAGUCGUGGCGCGCUGUAUUUUCAAGUUUUUCACGUUGGUGUAUUAGUGGCGUAAUUACAACACUUACCUUGAAGCACACAAAACACAAGGUGUUUCAAGGUGUGUCGUUCUAGUUUAAAUCGGGAUAUCCUGCGGAAAACGCGCGCGCGCCUGCGAAUUUUCAACUCUCGCGUGUUAGAAGAGCGUGUGUGUGUAGGCUUUCCACAACACCCGCCGGUUUUCCACGCUGCGCUGUGGCGCAUUUAUUAUUAGACGUUUUCGCCGCUUGGCGGUUGCCAAAAAAAUAAACGAACGCGUUCGCCGUUGGAAAACCUGUGGAAAGUUGCGCAUUCGUCAUAAUUCUGUCGGCUUGUGCAAAGUGCAUCCAAGUUGAUAAACAACAUAAUAUAUAAUAAAUAUUUUGUGAGGUCGCGGUGAUUUGACGAAGUUGCAAGUGCAGAAUGAGUUUGAAAAUGCGCUCGCGUACACGCACCCCCAGUCCGAAGACGGUCACCUUUGAUCUGUCACCACCUGCUACUCUGGAUGAGAAAUUCAGGAAGAAACAGGAGUGGGAUCGUUAUUUUAAUGCACUGCUUGCCGAUCUGCAGAACACUGUGCAACCCGCUGGAAGUGGUCACGCCCAUACGGGUAGCUCUCCGGGGUAUGGAUCGGUGAAAGCGAAGCAUUCGCCUGUCACCACGGAAAUUCCCAUGACGCGAUCGGAUUCGUAUUCAUCACGAUCUGGUAAUUAUGGACGUACGCAACCACCUACUUCAGGUGGGCGUAGUCCGGUGGUGCCAGCGAAGCCGAAACAGUUCAACAACAAUCUCUCCGAGCUGGAGAACCUCCUGCAGGACCUCAGCACGACCAACGAACUUAAUGGCUCGACGACGACGAGCAUGUAUGGGAAUACGUCUGGCGGAAGCAAUGGUGCUAACGGAAGUACUUAUUACAACUCCGGGGCGAAUUCGCCGGCGGCGUAUUAUGGCAGCAGACCAGGCUCUCAGGCGACUAACCGCCCCACGGUUGAUAGCCUCCUGGAGGAACUUAAUGGAGGGGAAGUCAUCUACAGUGGUCCGAAACGUGUGACCAUCACGGUGAAGGAGACAAAGACCGAAACGGAUUUCCCAAGCGAAUCGGAGCUGAUUCAGCAGACUUACACGCAAUCGAAGGCGCCGGCCGCCUCCACCGCCACCAAGGAGCUGGAUGACUUGAUGGACUCGCUCUCUGAGAUUAAAGUGAGCAAGCAAACCGUCAGCGAGUCAGCAUACGCACGUCCUGAGAAGGCGGCCAACAAGCAGAAUUUGGAUCAUAUGCUAGGAAACCUACAGGCAGACAUGUCACGCCAGGGAGUUAACACAAGCCAGAAGGGAUGCUGCAACGCGUGCGAGAAGCCGAUCGUCGGACAGGUUAUUACCGCAUUGGGCAAGACCUGGCAUCCGGAGCAUUUCACGUGUGCGCACUGCACACAGGAGUUGGGCACGCGUAACUUCUUCGAACGCGAUGGAAAGCCUUACUGCGAGACGGACUACCACAAUCUCUUUUCGCCACGCUGUGCCUACUGCAAUGGGCCUAUCUUGGAUAAAUGUGUAACUGCACUUGAGAAGACCUGGCACAUGGAGCACUUCUUCUGCGCGCAAUGCGGCAAGCAGUUUGGCGAUGAGGGUUUCCACGAGCGCGAAGGAAAGCCGUACUGUCGCGAUGACUACUUCGACAUGUUCGCACCAAAGUGCGGCGCUUGCAAUGGCGCCAUCAUGGAGAACUACAUCUCAGCGUUGAAUGCGCAAUGGCAUCCCGAUUGCUUCGUCUGCAGGGAUUGUAGGCAGCCAUUUGUAGGUGGCUCAUUCUUUGAUCAUGAAGGUCAGCCAUAUUGCGAGACUCACUACCAUCAAAAACGAGGUUCCCUUUGUGCUGGUUGUCAUAAACCGAUCGGCGGACGAUGCAUCACGGCCAUGUUCCGCAAAUUCCAUCCGGAGCACUUUGUCUGCGCCUUCUGUCUCAAGCAGCUCAACAAGGGCACCUUUAAGGAGCAGACGGACAAGCCAUACUGUCACAACUGCUUCGACAAGCUUUUUGGUUAAAAAUCAAAUCAUACGGACGGCAGAGAAAUGCAACGCACUUUUGACUUAUUAAUUACUACCAACCUACUACCCCCCAAAACAAAUUAAUCUAUUAUUAUCAAAAUGGCAAACGGUGGCCAUUUUGAAAUCAUAUGUGGGAACAUAUACGACAAAUAUUGAAUAACUCGUAGAAGUAUUUUAAACUCGUUGAUUUCAAACAGUUGCAAGUUUUGUUGAUGCGCAAACAAAUGAAUUGCUCGUUUGGAAUCAGCGUUUUGUAACGUUGUGCUUAAUUUUUGAGUUGUAGUUCGACACUAUCAUAGAUAUGUAGUGUCGGAACUUUUGCACAAGUAUCUGAAGAGUAACCCCUGAGCAGAGACAUACGACUUAACGAGUAUAUUUAAGCCAAACUACUAACAUUCGUACAUGUAUUAGAUAUGUGAGAACAAUAUUUACGUUUAUAUUAGGUGGUGAUAUAACUGCGUGUCAUUGUUGUAAAAAAAUAUAUGUAAUUCGUUUUAACAAAAGAA
Molecule: messenger RNA, 2675 nt
Organism: Dalotia coriaria
Lineage: Eukaryota; Metazoa; Arthropoda; Insecta; Coleoptera; Staphylinidae
Gene: Pax
Product: paxillin
Exons: 8
Coding region: 547-2166 (539 amino acids)
Biological process (GO): muscle structure development; actin cytoskeleton organization; heart development
Cellular component (GO): filamentous actin; adherens junction; Z disc
Molecular function (GO): muscle alpha-actinin binding; actin binding
Source: RefSeq, a predicted model, not a curated record